CACCUGUACAAUGGCCUCGUUUUCCCUCCCUCCCAUCAAUAGCAAUCCAGAUGGCAGCUGGGGCCCGUCAUCCUCGAAUUUGCCUAAAAAUUAUAAAUUCAAAGAUAUUCCUUAUGCCCCAUAUUCAAAAUCCGACAAACUAGGCCGUUUUGCGGACUGGAACGACUUCUCGGGAGACAAUCGCCAGGCCAAUGCUGGAAUUUCGGCUCCAAAUGCUCGGCAAGGGGGACGUGGUCGUCGUGACGGUGCUCAGGCGUUUGGAAGUGGAGCACAGAGUGCGUUUGCUUUCCAGGUCGAAGACGAAUCCAGCUUCUCUCUAGUCGACAACAAGACUAGCGCGCCUCGCAGGGGCGGGGGUUUCGCAAGAGGCAGAGGUGCCGCUCGCGGGGGUGCCUGGAAUGCUCGUGCACCUCAGAGGCCCUCCCGUGGCGGAUUCAAUGCAGGACGUGGUGGUGGCGGCCAGAGAGGUGGAAGAAGGAACUGGAGGGAUUGGGACAAGAACAAUCGUACUCGCGAGUCAUCGGUUGCCAUUGAUCCGAGCUGGCACAUGUUAGAGGAGAUCGAAUUCCACCGUCUCUCGAAGCUGAGGCUUGAAGUCGAUGAGCCGGAAGAUAUCGAGUCGUACGGACGUCUAUUCCCCUACAACAAGGCCUACGAUCGCAUUUCGACCAAAACGGAGCGUCCUCUUCAGCCUGUGGACCGUAUCAAAUACAACACCACUACUUCAGAUGACCCCGUCAUCCAGCAACUUGCUGCGAAGGGCACCGCUACUGUCUACGCAACGGAUGCAAUCAUCAGCGUUCUCAUGUGCGCACCUCGAUCGGUCAAUCCAUGGGACAUCGUCAUCCUCAGAGAAGGGGACAAGAUCUUCUUUGACAAGCGUGACGGCGGAUCCUUCGAUACCGUGACCGUCAACGAGAACGCCGCUGAUCCUCCUCAAGAUCCUACCGCGCCCAAUCCAAACAACCCCAACGAGAAAGUUGCGGAGGUUGCGUCCAUCAAUACCGCGACUUCGUUGUCGCUCGAAGCGACGUAUAUCAAUCAAAACUUUGGCUUCCAGUCCGUGUCAGAAGCGCCGCCGCCUCCUCCGAUCGACUUUGAGAAGCCGAAUCCCUUUUAUGGGCCUGAUGAGACUGAGCCACUCGCGUCUUGCGGUUACCGUUACCGUGUUUAUGAUCUCGGUAUCACGGAGGAUGAAGACAUCAAGAUAUGCAUCCGUACCGAAGUCGAUGCGUAUAUGCCAGGCAGUGGUAAUCCACUCGAGGGCCGUAGUCUCACCACUAUCCGCGCACUCAAUGAAUUCGACCCUCGUGCUGUUGGAGCAGGGGGUGCGCCUGAUUGGCGCCUGAAGCUCGAUUCGCAGCGUGGUGCUGUCGUCGCGACUGAAAUGAAGAACAACAGCUGCAAGCUGGCCAAGUGGACGGUGCAGAGUAUCCUUGCUGGUGCUGAACACAUGAAGAUUGGAUACGUCUCUCGGGCGAAUCCACGCGACAACACCCGGCACGUCAUUCUGAGCACUGCUUCGAUGCGUCCGACGGACUUUGCUGCCCAGCUCAACGUGUCUCUCGCCAACGGAUGGGGCAUCGUGCGGACUGUCACCGAUCUUUGCAUGAAAAUGCCAGAGGGUAAAUAUGUACUGGUCAAGGACCCAAACAAGCCUGUCAUCCGAUUGUAUACCGUCCCAAUGUCGGCCUUCACUGCCGAAGAAGAGGAGGAGGAAGUAGGCUCUGAUGGCGAAGAGCCUGAGGCUUAGUGCAUGUGACCCUCUAGCCUUCCUGUCGUUUGAAGUGUAGCUGAGAACGAAAACGAAAAGCUUCGUGAUGUGAAC
Heterobasidion irregulare TC 32-1 is the source of this 1828-nucleotide messenger RNA. RefSeq lists its product as uncharacterized. Gene Ontology annotation, molecular function: translation initiation factor activity. Gene Ontology annotation, biological process: translational initiation. Lineage: Eukaryota; Fungi; Basidiomycota; Agaricomycetes; Russulales; Bondarzewiaceae. Gene Ontology annotation, cellular component: cytoplasm; eukaryotic translation initiation factor 3 complex. The record is from RefSeq and is a predicted model, not a curated record. The coding region runs from base 11 to 1753 and encodes 580 amino acids. The transcript has 6 exons.